GGACUGGCCGUAAGCGCCGUGCGCAUGCGCUCUCCGUGCUCAUUCAGCCAAGAUGGCGCCGGUGGAGCACGUUGUGGCUGAUGCUGGAGCUUUCCUGAAGGAUGCGCCUCUGCAGGACAUCGGGAAGAACAUCUACACUGUCAAGGAGGUGGUCGGUGAGAUUCGGGACAAGGCCACGCGCAGGCGACUCGCAGUCCUGCCCUAUGAGCUGCGGUUCAAGGAGCCCUUCCCGGAAUACGUGCGGCUGGUGACGGAGUUUUCAAAGAAAACAGGAGACUAUCCCAGUCUCUCUGCUACAGAUAUCCAAGUGCUUGCCCUCACCUACCAGCUGGAAGCAGAAUUUGUUGGGGUGUCUCACCUAAAACAAGAGCCAGAAAAGGUUAAAGUGAGUUCGUCGAUUCAGCACCCAGAAACACCUCUGCACAUUUCUGGUUUCCAUCUGCCCUCCAAGCCUAAACUCCCACAAGAAACAGGAAAAAAACAUCCAGCCAGUGAACCUGAGAAUGAACCUGAGAACCUAGAAUUCAGUUCCUUCAUAUUCUGGAGAAACCCUCUGCCUAAUAUUGACCGUGAGCUCCAGGAGCUGCUGAUUGAUGCCGGUGAGGAGGAGGAAGAGGGAGAUAAUGGGUUUGAAGAAAGAAGAGACGAAGACAGUGAGGAUGACGGAGGUGGGUGGAUAACCCCCAGCAACAUCAAACGAAUCCAGCAGGAGCUGGAGCAGGGCGACAUCCCAAGAGACGUGCGUGUUGGCUGUGUGACCACGGACUUUGCCAUGCAGAAUGUUCUGCUGCAGAUGGGGCUGCACGUGCUGGCAGUGAAUGGCAUGUUGAUCCACGAGGCCCGGAGCUACAUCCUGCGCUGCCACGGCUGUUUCAAAACAACAUCUGACAUGAGCCGAGUGUUCUGUUCUCAUUGUGGGAACAAGACCCUGAAGAAAGUGUCUGUGACCGUCAGCGACGACGGCACCCUGCACAUGUACUUCUCCCGCAACCCCAAGGUGCUGAACCCCCAAGGCCUCCGGUACUCACUCCCCACUCCCAAAGGGGGCAAAUACGCCAUCAACCCGCAUCUGACUGAAGACCAGCGCUUCCCUCAGCUGCGACUCUCCCGAAAAGCUAGGCAGAAAACCAACGUGUUUGCCCCAGACUACAUAGCUGGGGUGUCUCCCUUUGCAGAGAAUGACAUCUCCAGCCGGUCAGCAGCCCUGCAGGUCCGGGACAGCACCUUGGGAGCUGGGAGGAGGCGCUUAAAUCCCAACGCUUCCAGAAAGAAGUUCGUGAGGAAAAGGUGAAGCGCGAGCUCCUGCAGGCAGGCCGGGUUGCGGUUGCAGCUGCUGAGGGGCCCUGCUGACGCGUUUCCCAGCUGUGUUGUCUCCAGAACCAUCUGAGGGAAAUAAUAGGCUGGCCUCGGCGCUGCCUCGUGACUGGCCGUGCCCUGUUGGACUUGUGGUGGAACAGGCUGUGCCUUGGCCUGUGAGCGCCCGGAGAGCUGGACGCCUGCCAGGUGAAAAGAGUGAUGAGAACAGAAAGAACAAUGCCCUGGAGCGCAUCUCCAGCCUCUAAAGACAGGAGUUUCCAAAGGAUAAUAUUUUUCUAAUAAAUGUGGUUGCAAGCUUC
Messenger RNA from Carlito syrichta (Philippine tarsier), 1616 nucleotides. RefSeq names its product NIN1/PSMD8 binding protein 1 homolog (gene NOB1). Gene Ontology annotation, biological process: ribosomal small subunit biogenesis; maturation of SSU-rRNA. Gene Ontology annotation, cellular component: preribosome, small subunit precursor. Bases 53 to 1291 code for a protein of 412 amino acids. Lineage: Eukaryota; Metazoa; Chordata; Mammalia; Primates; Tarsiidae. Gene Ontology annotation, molecular function: RNA endonuclease activity. The record is from RefSeq and is a predicted model, not a curated record. The transcript is spliced from 9 exons.